Messenger RNA from Talaromyces proteolyticus, 1563 nucleotides. RefSeq names its product phosphoglycerate mutase, 2,3-bisphosphoglycerate-independent. The transcript has 4 exons. Lineage: Eukaryota; Fungi; Ascomycota; Eurotiomycetes; Eurotiales; Trichocomaceae. Gene Ontology annotation, cellular component: cytoplasm. The record is from RefSeq and is a predicted model, not a curated record. Gene Ontology annotation, molecular function: manganese ion binding. Bases 1 to 1563 code for a protein of 520 amino acids. Gene Ontology annotation, biological process: glucose catabolic process.
AUGGCCAAGGUUGACCACAAAGUCGCAUUGAUCGUCAUUGACGGUUGGGGUAUCCCUGGUCCCAGUUCUCCUCCAGAGGGAGAUGCGAUCGCCGCCGCAGAGACGCCGGUGAUGUCGUCCUUUGCCGACCCCAGCGCCAAGGUCGCGCAAGGAUACACAGAGCUUGACGCUUCUUCUCUCGCUGUUGGUCUGCCAGAAGGUCUGAUGGGAAACAGCGAGGUCGGCCACUUAAACAUUGGUGCUGGCCGCGUUGUCUGGCAAGACAGUGUUCGCAUCGACCAAACCCUCAAGACUGGCAAGUUGAACCAGAUCGAGAACGUUAAAAGGUCCUUCCAGCGCGCUAAAGAUGGUAAUGGGCGCUUGCAUUUCCUCGGUCUCAUUUCCGACGGCGGUGUCCACUCGCAGAACAAACACUUGUAUGGGCUCCUCCGGGUCGCUAAGGAGAUCGGAGUACCCAAGGUGAUCAUUCACUUCUUCGGCGAUGGCCGAGAUACCGAUCCCAAGAGCAGCGCAACAUACAUGCAGGAGCUAUUGGAUAAGACCAAAGAACUUGGAGUGGGCGAGCUUGGCACUGUUGUUGGUCGUUACUACGCCAUGGACCGCGACAAGCGCUGGGAUCGAGUUGAGGUGGCUUUGAAAGGUGUGGUUGUUGGCGAGGGCGAGGAAAGCAGUGACGCAGUCAAGACUAUCAACGAACGGUAUGAUAAGGGCGAGACGGACGAAUUCUUGAAGCCCAUCAUUUUCGGCGGCAAAGAAAACCGAGUGCAAGACGGAGAUACUCUCUUUUUUUUCAACUACCGUUCUGACCGUGUCCGUGAAAUCACCCAGUUGCUAGGUGACUUCGACCGCUCCCCAAAACCAGACUUUCCAUAUCCCAAGGACAUCCACAUCACUACCAUGACCCAGUACAAAACUGACUAUACCUUCCCCGUUGCUUUCCCCCCACAACAUAUGGGCAACGUCUUGGCUGAAUGGCUUGGAAAGCAGGGAGUGAAGCAAAGCCACAUCGCAGAGACUGAAAAGUACGCCCACGUUACCUUCUUCUUUAACGGUGGUGUCGAAAAGCAAUUCCCUGGAGAAGAGCGGGAUAUGAUCCCUUCCCCCAGAGUUGCCACCUAUGAUCUCGAGCCUAAAAUGAGCGCUGCUGCCGUUGGAGAGAAGGUUGCUGAGCGCAUUGGCGAGGGCAAAUUUGAUUUCGUCAUGAACAAUUUUGCCCCCCCAGAUAUGGUCGGUCACACCGGUGUUUAUGAGGCGGCCAUCGUAGGUGUUGCCGAAACCGACAAGGCUAUUGGCCGUAUCUUUGAGGCUUGCAAGAAGGAUGGAUACAUCCUCUUUGUCACAUCUGACCAUGGAAACGCGGAAGAAAUGCUCAACGAGAAGGGCAAACCCAAGACUUCACAUACUACCAACAAAGUUCCGUUUGUCAUGGCCAAUGCUCCUGAGGGUUGGAGCUUGAAGAAAGAGGACGGUGUAUUGGGAGAUGUUGCCCCGACUAUCCUGGAGGCCAUGGGUAUUGAGCAGCCAGAAGAGAUGAGCAGCCGCAGUCUCCUUAUCAAGUCAUAG